CUGGCGCCAAAAACAAUUUUUAUUUUGCGGGAACAUAAAGAUGCCGACAGUCCAACCUCUCCGAUAUGCACACAGCGAUGGGCAUACUGACGUGUGUUUUGACGACAGUGGAAAACAUAUGCUAACCUGUGGAACAGAUGGAGAUGUGCGUGUUUGGGCUGGUAUAGAGGACGACGAUGCAAUCUCUCACAGGGUUGGUGACCGCGUCUACGGUAUUGUAUACAAGAGCGGCCGAUUCUUCACGUCCUCCGACACCAACAGCGUCCAGGCACACACCUUCCCUGAUGGGGCACCCGAUGGCAUCCUGACACGUUUCACAGCUCCGGUCAAUCACAUGGUUGUAAAUCAGUCUGGCAAGACCAUGGUGGCAUGCUCAAGUGACUUCACCAUUAAGGCAGUAGAGGUGGACUCAUGCAGCCAUAAAACUAUGCAAGGUCAUGAAGCCCCUGUGCUCAGUGUUGCACUCGACCCAAAGGAAGAGUUUGUGGCCUCAUCUAGCUGUGAUGGUACUGUAAGGAUUUGGCAACACAACGACCAUUCUCAAGUGACAUCCAUGAAUAUUCUCCCAAAAACAAAUGAUGUGAGUUUAUCAAAAACCAUGUGCCGGCUAUGCUGGGAUUUGAAGGGAGAGAAUCUUUUUGUUCCCGUGGAAAAGGAAAUUCACAUCUACGUAAGAUCGAGCUGGAAAAAAGCCGGAACCUUCCAAGCUGAAGAUAUAGCUGGAGUGUUGUCAGUCCUGGCUCUGUCUCCUGAUGGCAAGACUCUAGCUGCAGCUUCGUCAGAGGGAAACAUACUAGUGAUGGACGUUAAGACCAGGAAGUGUGUGGACAGGUACAGACACCCUAAGAAAUUUUCUGUAACUUCCCUAGCUUGGAAUCCCAAAAAGGCAACAGAGCUGGCAUUCUGUGAUAAAGAGGGUCAGUUAGGACUGCUGGAGGACAUCAAGCUAUCUUUAGAUGCACAGCAGAGCAUUCCAGUACAGGAGACAAGAGCUAAGGAGACUCUUGGUAUAUUUGAUGAUGACGAUGAUGACGACAUGCUGAUACAGGCUACAAAUGAUGAGGGAAAAGUUGGAAUGGAGUUAGGAGCUGAUAACUCGGACGAUGAUGACCAGAUGCCUGUCAUAAAACCCUUAGGAGAUAUUGAUGACGACACCAUGUCGAAGAAGUCGGACCUAGAUGAUGGUGCCAGUGUGAUGUCGGAUGCUCCCCUGGAGCUGCCCCCUGCUCCUGUGGCGGUGGAGGGAUACAAACCAACGCCGCUCCAGAACCCAUUCCAGCCAGGCAGUACGCCAGUUCACCUCUCCAGCAGGUUCAUGGUUUGGAACUCCAUUGGUAUCAUCAAGCAGUAUAACACAGAUGAAGAGAACAGCAUAGAUAUUGAGUUCCACAACACGUCAAUACACCACGCCAUGCACAUCACCAACACAAGUCACUACACCCUGGCCGACAUGUCCUCCGAGGCUGUCGUUCUUGCUGCCGAGAGUGACGAUGGCAACCCCAGCAAACUUACCUGCAUGCACUUUGGGUCAUGGGACAGCUGUAAGGAGUGGACCACAACCAUGCCAGACGGGGAGGAAAUAAUGGCUGUGACACUGGGCGAGGACUGGGUUGCUGUAGCAACGGACAAAAGAAAUGUACGACUCUUCAGUCUGGGGGGUGUGCAGCGAGAGAUGCUGUCCAUACCGGGACCGGUGGUGUGUAUGACAGGUCACACCAAUCAGCUUAUGGCUGUGUACCACCGGGGCAUGGGUAUCCCUGGUGACCAGUGUCUGGGUGUGACACUGAUGUAUGUGGAGGGCAAACAGAGGACUGUACUAGGAGGGCAGCCACUACCUCUCUCCCCUAAAACAGCACUGGCUUGGACUGGUUUUUCAGCUGAAGGAACACCUUUCUAUAUGGAGUCUUCCGGCAUCGUCAGGAUGUUCAACAGAAAAUUUGGCCCGAGCUGGAUGCAAGUGGCAAACACCAAAUCACAUGCGAAGGGGAAAUCGGACCAUUACUGGAUUGUAGGGGUGAAUGAAAACCCCCAGCAGUUGCGCUGUAUUCCCUGUAAGGGGUCCCGAUACCCUCCAGUCCUUCCUCGUCCUGCCGUGUCCAUACUCCCGUUCCAGGUUCAGUUGUGCGAGAUGAACACAGAAAAGAGUCAAUAUGAAGAAACGCUUUGGAAGACCCGGCUGUUUGGUCAGCACUUUGACCAUUGGAUGUCCCAGGGGUUUGAGUUUGAGCCGUCCAGGAAAGCUGAAAGUCUCAAACCUGCUCAGGAGGCUCUUAUGAAACUGUUUGCUUUGUCAGCACGAUCUGACCGGGAGUUCAGGGCCCUGGAGGUGUGUGAGAUGAUGCCAGAACAACACACACUUCAGCUAGCCAUCAAGUAUGCCAGUCGUAUCAAACACAUGCACCUAGCCGAGCGCAUCAGUGAACUGGCUCAGCAGAAGGAGGAGGAGGCAGAACAGGAGGAGGACGAGGAGGAUGUACCGGAAGCAAGUUAUAAUCCUGUAACUGACUGGGCUGGUAGAAAUGGUCAUUUGGGGGCACGACCCAAGGAAGGGGGUCAUCUGGUACAGGACGAGGAAGUGAUGGAUGAAGGUGAUGAGGAAAUCAACAUGGAUGGAGAGGAGGAGGAGGAGGAGGAGGACAGGCCAUCAGGUCCAAUGUUAAAUCUGAAAUCAAAAUCCGAGAAACCAACUCGACCCACAUUUAUAUCCUCAGCAAGGUCAUCUAACCCUUUCAAGAUGUCCCAGGGUUCACAGAAGACGGCGCCCAGCGGUAGUGCAAAAGGCACACAAGUGUUUGAUAGUAUGAAUCGAAAGAAAACAGAGAAAAGUAAAGUAGCUGAUCCCGUUAUCAUUGGCAAACCAGGGAAGAUACUUGUUAAACCCAAAAAGUCAACACAGGGAAAUUUAUUUGCAACAAAGGUCAAAACAGAUACAGCAAAAUCAGAUCCUACAAAUGAAACUCCAGCCCCUCAGCAAAGUACUCCGUCAGCGUUUGACCUGUGGCUGGAGGAGAAUCGAGUGGACCUAGAAGAAGAACAUCCGGACCUGGCCGAGGCAGAUCUGGUACAGACAGCUGCUGAACGUUUCAGGGAAAUCCCUAGAGAGGAAAAACAGGUCUGGAUUACCAAGGCAAAGCAAUUAAAAUCGGAAAAUUCUGAAAACGUACAAAAUGCAGAAAAUACAAACACAGAAGUUCCACCUGAAAACAAAAAACGGAAACGAGAAGAAACAGACUCCAAGGAAACAAAAGACAUUGCCAAUAAAAAGAAGAAAGACAAUUUCUUAGACAGCAAAAAGAAACCAUUGUCACAGAACACUAACUCUAAAUUGGCUGGUUUUGCUUUUCAAAAAGAAUGAGAAUUCAGGAUGUUAUGGACUUAAAUGCAAUUUUCAUCAACUCAUUAGGAUAUAGUGUAUUUUACUUGUUAUUGUAAGUGUCCAUCAUGAACAGAGGUAUGUGUUUAUAUUGGUAUAUUGUUUGAAUAACUGUAUAACUCAACGAUUUAACAAUUUUUUUGAGUCGCAAUGAAGGACUAAUAUUUUCAUAUAUUACUUCAUCGCACAAAAAAUUGUUAUGUAGAGCAUCAUCUUCCGAAUUCCAGGGGCCACGCUUACGUUCACCUUCUUUCUCUGCACCUCUGGAAUAUGAUGAAAUCAAAGGCACAUGGAAUGGAAAAAAUGUAGAUUAAAAAAAAAA
Molecule: messenger RNA, 3695 nt
Organism: Mizuhopecten yessoensis (Yesso scallop)
Lineage: Eukaryota; Metazoa; Mollusca; Bivalvia; Pectinida; Pectinidae
Product: WD repeat and HMG-box DNA-binding protein 1-like
Exons: 25
Coding region: 41-3355 (1104 amino acids)
Biological process (GO): DNA repair; mitotic cell cycle; DNA-templated DNA replication
Cellular component (GO): nuclear replication fork
Molecular function (GO): chromatin binding; protein binding
Source: RefSeq, a predicted model, not a curated record